Molecule: messenger RNA, 750 nt
Organism: Striga hermonthica
Lineage: Eukaryota; Viridiplantae; Streptophyta; Magnoliopsida; Lamiales; Orobanchaceae
Source: the annotation of a GenBank genome assembly
AUGUGGCACAGCUGGCUCAAAGUGAGAGACACCUUCCAGCUGGGACUGAGAUAUGAAGUUAAAAAUAGAAGCAGAAUCAAGAUCUAUGACCAUCCAUGGAUUCCUGGCCUACCUGGCUUUAAACCUAAGAGCAGACCUCCUGCUAACUCCAACAUCAGCUGGGUAAGUGAAUUGAUUGAUGUGACAGGGAGAAAUUGGAAAAGACAUGUUCUGCAAGAUCUCUUCUCAGAAGAAGAACAAGCUGCCAUCCUGAAAGUGAAAAGUUUAAACCCAGGGGAGCAUGACAAACUGAUCUGGCACUGUGGUAAAAAGGGUACACACUCAGUGGCUGCUUCUUAUGACUAUCUGGUGAAGGAAAAAUGGAAGAACUUGGAUAUUGCUGAACCAAGUAAGGGGCAUAAUGAGAUCAGGGGUAUGAGGAAAAGGCUAUGGGGCUUGAAAAUUAAAGGAAAAAUUAAGCACUUCAUCUGGAAGUGCCUAAACAAUAUUUUGCCAGUAAGUGUCAAUCUGGCAAAGAGGGGCAUUCAUAUAGAGGAAAGAUGCAAGGGUACAAAGAGCGGAGGAGAGGGGACUUCGGGGCUGCCGAGAUCCAGGCGAGAGGCGAGAGCGAGAGCGAGUCAAGGAACCAGACGAUGUGAGAAGAAGCUUGUGAGGAGGCUGAGGUGGAGCCGCGGAGGCGGCGGAGUUCAUACUGUCGCCGGGCUUGGUGGAUCCGUGGAGGUGGAGGCUGUAGUGGGGUUUCGUGAAUGA